This is a messenger RNA of Penicillium maclennaniae, 234 nucleotides long. RefSeq lists its product as uncharacterized. The record is from RefSeq and is a predicted model, not a curated record. The transcript is spliced from 2 exons. NCBI's taxonomy places the organism in Eukaryota, Fungi, Ascomycota, Eurotiomycetes, Eurotiales, Aspergillaceae. Bases 1 to 234 code for a protein of 77 amino acids.
AUGGCAUUGGUCGACAUCUCCAUGUUACGUGCCCUGGGACCCGAACCUGCACGGACAGUGGCCGAUUCGAACUUACGAAGGGAUGUGUUUUCCAUUACAGUCCUUCAGUCAGAUGUGCCAGCGCGAACACCCGGUGGACGGGACGCUGCAGGACAACCAAAUAAGAUGAAACUAGAAAGGAUGGAGGAGAUGAUCGUCCCCCAGGAUACCCGUGCAGACCCCCCAGCCGCAUGA